CUGGCGCAUGCGCGUAGUGAGAGGCUAAAGCGCUGGUCCUAGGAAUUGGCAGCUCCCGGGCAAGGUGUUUGUGGUAGCCGUGCUGCACGGGGAGUGUCCCGGGAUCGUCGCAAGGAUGCCGAUCAACAAAGCAGAUAAACCAGAGUCUAGCGACAACGUGAAGGUUGUGGUGCGAUGUCGCCCUCUAAACGAGCGAGAAAAGGUGAUGGGUAGCAAGAUGGCCGUCAGGGUGGAUGAAAUCCGAGGGACUAUUGCAGUCCACAAGGUGGACUCUAUGAACGAGCCCCCAAAGACGUUCACGUUUGACACAGUGUUUGGGACGGACAGUAAUCAGCUGGAUGUCUACAAUCUAACGGCCCGGCCUAUAGUAGAUUCUGUGCUGGAGGGCUACAAUGGUACUAUAUUUGCCUAUGGGCAGACUGGUACAGGCAAAACCUUUACAAUGGAGGGUGUGCGAGCUGUUCCCGAGCUUAGAGGGAUCAUUCCUAAUUCAUUUGCACACAUAUUUGGACAUAUUGCAAAAGCGGAAGGCGAUACACGGUUUCUCGUAAGAGUGUCUUACUUGGAAAUUUAUAAUGAGGAAGUACGUGAUUUACUCGGGAAGGACCAAACACAAAGGCUGGAGGUUAAAGAGCGACCCGAUGUUGGAGUUUACAUUAAGGACCUGUCGGGGUAUGUUGUGAACAAUGCUGAUGACAUGGAUCGGAUCAUGACUCUGGGACACAAAAACCGUUCAGUGGGAGCCACAAACAUGAAUGAGCAUAGCUCCCGCUCACACGCCAUAUUCACCAUCACUAUAGAGUGCAGUGAGAAAGGUGCAGACGGCAAUAUCCAUGUGCGAAUGGGAAAGUUGCAUCUUGUAGACCUGGCGGGUUCAGAAAGGCAAGGGAAGACUGGAGCAACUGGGCAGAGACUGAAAGAAGCCACAAAAAUCAACCUGUCCCUUUCCACUCUGGGUAAUGUUAUCUCUGCCUUGGUUGAUGGGAAAAGCACUCACGUGCCAUACAGGAACUCCAAGCUGACCAGAUUGCUGCAGGAUUCCUUGGGUGGAAAUUCCAAGACCAUGAUGUGUGCGAACAUCGGCCCUGCAGACUACAAUUAUGAUGAAACAAUAAGCACUCUCCGUUACGCAAAUAGAGCGAAAAAUAUAAAGAAUAAAGCCAGAAUUAACGAAGAUCCCAAAGAUGCACUUUUGCGUCAAUUUCAGAAAGAAAUUGAAGAACUUAAAAAGAAACUUGAAGAAGGAGAAGAAAUAUCCGGCUCUGAUGAAAGUGGGACAGAUGAUGAUGAUGAUGAGGAUGGGGAGAUUGGGGAAGAUGGGGAAAAGAAGAAAAGACGAAGAGAACAAGCAGUCUUAGAAGACAAUUACUGGUUUUGCUGUGAAUUCCAAGACGAGAUAAAUCUACGUUGUUUUCUUGACGCAGGCAAGAAGAAGGUGUCUCCAGAUAAAAUGGCAGAGAUGCAAGCACGGAUUGAUGAAGAAAGGAAAGCACUUGAAGCAAAGCUUGACAUGGAGGAAGAGGAACGGAAUAGAGCCAGGGCAGAGCUGGAGAAGAGGGAGAAAGAUCUGCUUAAGGCCCAACAGGAACACCAAUCACUUCUUGAGAAGCUGUCUUCUUUGGAAAAGAAGGUCAUUGUUGGAGGAGUAGAUUUGCUGGCCAAGGCAGAGGAACAGGAGAAACUUCUGGACGAAUCAAAUCAGGAGCUUGAAGAGCGGAGAAGACGAGCCGAGAAACUUCGAAAGGAGUUGGAAGAAAAGGAGCAAGAACGGCUGGAUAUUGAGGAGAAAUACACAAGUUUACAGGAGGAGGCACAGGGUAAAACUAAGAAACUGAAGAAAGUGUGGACCAUGCUUAUGGCAGCAAAGUCUGAGAUGGCCGACCUGCAGCAAGAACACCAAAGAGAAAUAGAGGGGCUAUUAGAGAAUAUCCGUCAGUUGAGUCGCGAGCUUCGACUUCAGAUGAUCACCAUUGAUAAUUUUAUUCCACAGGAAUAUCAGGACAUGAUUGAGAACUAUGUCCACUGGAAUGAAGAUAUUGGAGAGUGGCAGCUGAAAUGCGUUGCAUACACUGGAAACAAUAUGAGAAAGCAGACUCCAGUGCCUGAAAAGAAAGAAAAGGACCCUUUUGAAGUGGAUUUGUCCCAUGUAUAUUUGGCUUACACUGAGGAGAGCCUCCGUCAGUCCUUAAUGAAGCUAGAAAGGCCUAGAACAUCAAAAGGAAAAACAAGACCCAAGACAGGUCGGAGGAAGCGUUCAGCAAAACCAGAAGCAGUGAUUGACUCAUUGCUACAGUAGCAGUUUCCUAUCCUGGAGUGUGAAGAACACUGUGUGCUGGUGGUACGGCGGCCUAAGAUGGAAUUGUAGACCUCUGUGCAAUGUAAACAGGGGACAGUAAUGGACACCCUGUGUAGGCUUUGUAUAAUAAUACAUGUGAAACCUGUGUCUCAUCAUAUUGUGCCAUGCCUCAUUAUCAUAGGGUCAUGGCAUUAUAGCUCACAUUUUAUUCUGGCUAAUGAAUACAAUGGAACAUGUCUCCAUUGUCCUAGCAGGACAUGUACCAUGCCAGAUCACUCUAAGAAAGUUAUGCAGGAAUAUUCAAUAUUUGCCCUUGAGUUUUCUAGGAAUUAUCAGCUCCUAUUUAACAGAAGCUGACAAAUAAGCUUAGACAUAGCCACCCCUUGUAGUUAGCGCAGCAUGCAAACUAUAAGCCAUUCUGCCCAAUGAGAUGAAAGCAAGCUUAAGAAUAUCUUUAUUAAUCUCUACCGCACCCCCUCUCUAGUUAUUGUGCAUGGUUAGUGCUCACAGCAGCACAGAAUAUUUUAGUGUACUGAUCAGCAGAAGGGUAUUAAAAGAAGAAGAAAAAAGCGGAGUUCCUCUCAGGUAGUAUGUUCAGAAAAAGAAAGGGGGAAAUAAGCAAGUAAUACCUUACAUGGUUGUACUAGGAUAGGCACAACGCGAUUUGUAGGCCUUCAGUAUAGAAACCAAUGGCAGCCCCUCAUCUUCCUUAGGGCAGAUAAUAGCAAUUCUAUCUGAUUUGUGAAUGGAUUGUGCAAUAAGACUAAGGCUAGUUGCCCACUAGUGGAGGCGAUCUGGCAGGGAGCAGCCUACUGUGUCUGUGUACUCUGGCAUUGCUGGAGGUAUGUAAGGUUCCAUCCGGCCUCAUUCGUUGGGGAUUGGCAGAGAUCCGGACACAUUCUGGCACAUAU
Messenger RNA from Bufo bufo (common toad), 3207 nucleotides. RefSeq names its product kinesin family member 3A (gene KIF3A). Bases 116 to 2296 code for a protein of 726 amino acids. Gene Ontology annotation, molecular function: microtubule binding; ATP binding; microtubule motor activity. The transcript has 19 exons. The record is from RefSeq and is a predicted model, not a curated record. NCBI's taxonomy places the organism in Eukaryota, Metazoa, Chordata, Amphibia, Anura, Bufonidae. Gene Ontology annotation, biological process: microtubule-based movement.